Messenger RNA from Porites evermanni, 1288 nucleotides. The record is from the annotation of a GenBank genome assembly. Lineage: Eukaryota; Metazoa; Cnidaria; Anthozoa; Scleractinia; Poritidae.
AUGGAUGCUUUGAGAAAAAAAAUUCAAGACCUUCAAGAGGAUGUUUUUUCCAAAAGGUAUUGACUGAUCAAUCAUUGGUUGUUUCUAUUUUUCUAGACUGUUCACAGUCUCCUAUUUUUCCGUAAGAUAUAUAUCGCCAAGAUCCAGCGCUUUGCGUUUCGAGCUGCCAUGGGUGAUACUCGGUACACAUGAAACCAAGUUGGCCGCCCGUACAGGCAACUCUCGAUCCUGACGGUCUUACACAAAAAAAUAGGGGACUGUGAACAGUCCGAAUCUACAGUACUAGAUUCCAGCCAUGUUUGAACCAGUUGCAAAUAAGUGGGACGCGAGUUGCUGUUAAAGGGAACGUUGCUGUCAACAUUGGGGGGUAUAAUAAUGAUCAUGUUGUUACCAACAAUUACUUUACACAGGAUGAUGGUUGAGGAACUCACCCGACAAAAAGAGGCGGAAGAAAGACGCGUUCUGCUUAAAAACGUUCGAAUGGAACUAAUGACCAAAGUGGAACAGAUUGAGCUAAAGUUACAGAGAAAACUACAACACCGUCAAACGGUGUUGACUGAGUUAAUGUGAGUAUCUUAAAGAAUCCCGUUAAGUACAAUGCAUGAAGUUCAUUGUCUGACUCAUGGCGUUAAGCGAUUUCCCGACCCUUUAAAGUUUCUUUUACACUGUUUCAUGAGAUUUGUUAAACUGAGCCAAGUCUUUAAUUAAUUAGACGAGCUGCAGUUUUCUAUCAAGAACUAAGAGUAAAACACGACGCACAGCCGAGCGUUUUGAUCAGGACUUGUUGAUAAAACCGAAUAGAUAGAUAACUGCAAGUUUUAAUUAAUUGUCCAGCUUCAGAACUUUCCUCGAUCGUAGAUCUGUUCACGAGUCUGAUUAUUUUCCGGAAAACAUAGGAGCGAAAAGCAAGGUCCUUAAGUUGUCUUGGUUUUAUCAGAUAGAAAAAAAAAACACCGACACGCUAUUAGUUUUCUCUUCUUUUGUUAGUUCUUUAACGUGAGUAAAGUUCUAAAUGGAUAUUUAUGGCAACCCAAAAAUACUGUCCUUUCCUUAUUGUUAUUUAUUUAUUUAUUUUAAAUUUUUUUUUCACAGCCAACUCAAUCUUGGAAGAUUGGUGCAACAAAAGAAACUAGAAGCAGUACAAAGAGAAGCAACAUCCUUCAUGGAGGAACUGUCAAGAAAUGAAAAAAGAGCAAGAGCAUGGAAGGAAAAUCUGCGUCGUGUCGGUUCAGAGAGCAACAUACACACUGUCGUAUUACAGCCGCGGCUGGUGUCUUAUGCUGUCUGA